GGUUUCGCCAUAUAUACUUACUCACCUAAUGAUCAGUCCAUGAACUUUCCUAAAGUCCCACAUCUGAGGAGUCAAAAAAUAGGUAAAGGCCAGAUCGAAGGUUAUCAGUUUCCCAAUUGAAACGUCGUCCAAAGUUGCUCCAAAAAGUCGUUUCGGGGCCCGCUUUUGACCCGCGGAUUGCGGAACCUCCGAGCAGCGCGGACCCUCCAAAAAUCUCUUCGACAAUUUCUCCAACCUUCAUCCCAUCAUCCUCCCCCCAAACAAUGUCGGAUACCGCACAAGUGGCCGGAAAGCGAAAGCGUGCGAGGACUCAGUCGUGCCCGCCGCCCGAGCUGCCGCAACUCGUGGCCGAGCAGCAUGCACCUAUUCCGUCGCACGACAAGGACACUCAGCGUUUAAUCGUCAUUCUCUCAAAUGCCAGUCUGGAGACCUACCGGGCCUCCAGUGGGCGUGCUGGAGCCAAGGAUGAGAAGUAUUCCCUGCUGAACAGUGAUGAGCACAUUGGUAUCAUGCGUAAGAUGAACCGGGAUAUCAGCGAGGCUCGUCCGGAUAUCACUCACCAGUGCCUUCUCACCCUCCUCGACUCCCCCGUCAACAAGGCUGGCCGCCUGCAAAUCUUCAUCCACACCGCCAAGGGUGUCCUGAUCGAAGUCAACCCCUCCGUUCGCAUUCCCCGUACAUUCAAGCGUUUCGCCGGUCUCAUGGUCCAACUGUUGCACCGCCUGUCCAUUCGCUCCACCAAUUCCCAAGAGAAGCUGCUCAAGGUCAUCAAGAACCCUAUUACCGACCACCUGCCCCCGAACUGCCGUAAGGUGACCAUGAGUUUUGAGGCACCCGUUGUCCGCACCAAGGACUACAUCGAGUCCCUUGGUCCCCGCGAGAGUAUCGCCAUCUUUGUCGGUGCCAUGGCCAAGGGUCACGAUGACUUUGCCGACUCCUUCAAGGACGAUACCAUCUCCAUCAGCAACUACAGUCUCAGUGCCAGUGUGGCUUGCAGCAAGUUCUGCCACGCAGCCGAGGAGGUGUGGGAUAUUCUGUGAGCGAAGGCGAAAGGGGAAAACUAAAUCGCGCAGCGUUACGCGCGCGUCCCUUAAGCCUGCCGUUCGCAGAUUUUCCGGCAUCAUCUCCGCGUGCCCAUGACCGCCACGAAUUUCCUUGCGAUGGGGACUGGACCACGAGCGGGUUCUGUUGAGUUGAGUGUUUUCGUGAUUUGUCUUGACUUGGACCGACGGGCCGACAGGGAGACUCGAUUCUAGGAGGAAGCAAUUUCGACAAAUACGACAUGAAAAAGAAACAAUACGCCUCUACUUUUGUUCUGUUGUUCUCUUGCAUUUGCUGGCUGUCGUCCCUUUCUUUUGUCUUUGGACUAUAUUUUAUUUCUACUUGCGUUUUUGACCGACCUAUCGAUUACCCCGUGAAGCAUACCUCUCGACGGGACGGCCUAGCCAGCCAUGUCGCAUCAUAUAUCAUAUCGAAUUGUUCCUCUGGAUCGGGGCUUCCCCUCUUGCCCUGGAUUGAGUUACGGGGGGGGGGGCAACUUUGUCUGGAUCACCGUUGCCAUUGUCCUGCAAUUCUUUUUCUUAAUUCUUUUGAUCAGAAAGAAAAGCAUCGUGACACUGGAACGAAAAUCCCACGACAAGACCAGAAAACCCCCCAACAAAAAGAAAAAAAAGAGACACUCGGACUGGAUGGCAUUUGGUUCCUUUUCGCCGCUCCAGUCCUGAUCCAGAGCCCUCUCUUUCCCGCAGCGCAGCCCUUUCUCUUCGACUGUGGCGAUGAGACCAGAAAAGUGAACAGCAAAUAGCAAAUAUCGAUCGGGAGCCCCUGUUGCUUGACAAUGGCUUCUGAGAUUAGGCACAUAUUGUGUUUGAAUACAGUACUAUUUUUGAUAUCCUUGUAUAUGAGUUGAAUGCUGUUAGAUGUAGAAGUGCUCACUUAAGCUGAGUAGUAUCAUUUUUGGUAGGAUCUGGUAGCCUACUUUGGGACUUUUGUACGUAUACCACCACUUGAGAUAGUAGAUGAUAGUCGGUGUUUAGGAGAGCAAUGUCCUCGACGUGGCAUUGACUCAAGUGUCCGCCUCACUUUGACCUGACCCUGCACAAGGCCCACUCCAGUCUACAGUAGC
Molecule: messenger RNA, 2125 nt
Organism: Penicillium subrubescens
Lineage: Eukaryota; Fungi; Ascomycota; Eurotiomycetes; Eurotiales; Aspergillaceae
Product: 18S rRNA pseudouridine methyltransferase
Exons: 3
Coding region: 264-1040 (258 amino acids)
Biological process (GO): rRNA base methylation
Cellular component (GO): small-subunit processome; nucleolus
Molecular function (GO): rRNA binding; rRNA (pseudouridine) methyltransferase activity
Source: RefSeq, a predicted model, not a curated record